AUCAUAUAUUUAAUGGUACAUUAUUAGUAUUAGUAUUGGUAUAUAAUAAGUUGGACUCGGAGUAUGUCGCAGAUUAAUGAUUCUAGUGAUAGUGAUAAUACUACGGCGCCUACUUCAAGUAUGAGUCCCAGUCCUUCUCCGUAUACAUUUUCGCAGAUGUGGCAACUGAUAAGCAAAGUCAUUGAUAAGGAGAGUGAAGACAAUAAGGAAGUUAUAAGUGAUCCAAUAGUUAUCUUAGGAAAUUCAUAUGAUGAAGUAGAGAAAUCAGAAUCAGCCAUAAAAUCAAGAAUAUGUUUAACUUAUCGAUUUGGAUUUGAACCUAUACCUCGAUCACUUGAGGGACCAAAUCCUCUCUAUUUUGUAUUUAAUCCUAGUUUACUACCAAAUAUUCAUAAUAUCCCUCGAAUAGUAGAUAAAAGCAAUUUCGUUACCGAUGUGGGGUGGGGAUGUAUGAUAAGAACUUCUCAAAGUUUAUUAGCUAACAGUUAUAUCAAGGCAAGAGAGAGUAAACAACAAUCCUCUUUAGAGAAUGAAACUGAUAUUGAUCUUGAUACUGAUAAAUUUGAUAAACAGGUUAUUGACUUAUUCAAAGAUACUCCCAAUAGUCCAUUUUCAUUACAUAAUUUCAUUCAAGUAGCCUCUGAUCUGCCAUUAAAAGUUAAACCAGGUGAAUGGUUUGGACCAGAUGCUGCAUCUGUAUCAAUCAAACGAUUAUGUGAGAAAUUGAAUAGAACUGAUCUAGAUGAAUCAUUCCCUAAAAUAAAAGUAUUAAUAAGUGAAAGUACAGAUAUUCAUGAUUCAGAAGUAACAGAUAUAUUUAAUAAUACAGAUACUCUGGCCUUGUUAAUUCUUUUCCCUGUUAGAUUAGGGAUAGAUAAAGUUAAUUCAUAUUAUCAUAGUAGUUUAAAACAUUUACUUUCAUUACCUCAAUCGGUUGGUAUUGCAGGAGGUAAACCAUCAUCAUCAUUUUAUUUUCUUGGAUAUCAAGGUUCUCAAUUAAUUUAUGUUGAUCCUCAUCGUCCUCAGUCUACUAAUGAGCAGACAGAUUAUGAUUCUUAUCAUACUUUAAAAUAUAAUAAAUUGGAUAUAAAUAAACUAGAUCCUCUGAUGAUGAUUGGGAUUUUGGUUAAAGAUCUACAAGAUUACAAUUCAUUUAAGCAGUCAUGUCAUAAUGAUUCCAAUAAGAUUAUUCAUUUUCCUAAAGAAAAAGUUGUGAAUUUCCAGAGUCAAAGUAAUGUAGCUUCAGAAUUUAUUAAUAUAGGAUCAUGUGAUUUACCGCCCAAUGAUGAAUUCAUAAAUAUUAGUCAAGAACUGCAAAAUUCUGGUAAUGUAGAUGGAUUCAUAGAUCUCGGUAAUGAAUUCUCAGUAGCUGAAGAAGAGGCUGAAGAUGUUGAAGAUGCUGAACAAGAUGGUUGCGAAAAUGAAAAUGAAAUUGAAAAUGAAAUUGAAAAUGAAAUUGAAAUUAUUAAGGAAGAGUCGCCUGUCCAGAUUGAGCCAAUGAAUCAAAUAACUGACAACGACGACUCACGGGUGCUUACUGAAACUGAGUCUACUGAUAAGAUUGAAGAAUAUGAAUCUAUAUAGGCAUAGAAUAUACGGGUAUAUUGCAUAGUUAAUAAAUUAUGGUAGUUAGAGUAGGAAGAGGAGAAGGACGAGGACGAAGACAAAGACGUGUGCGCACCCAAAAAAAAGUAGUAUACUGAAAAGUCUAGUAGACUUUGACUUUUCUGGUCACUAAUUAACUACUAAC
Molecule: messenger RNA, 1750 nt
Organism: Scheffersomyces amazonensis
Lineage: Eukaryota; Fungi; Ascomycota; Pichiomycetes; Serinales; Debaryomycetaceae
Product: cysteine protease
Exons: 1
Coding region: 64-1584 (506 amino acids)
Molecular function (GO): protein-phosphatidylethanolamide deconjugating activity
Source: RefSeq, a predicted model, not a curated record